This is a messenger RNA of Clonostachys rhizophaga, 1605 nucleotides long. NCBI's taxonomy places the organism in Eukaryota, Fungi, Ascomycota, Sordariomycetes, Hypocreales, Bionectriaceae. The record is from the annotation of a GenBank genome assembly.
AUGGUACCUCAGCUUAGGACUCACAUCACUAACUUGGUCGAAGUCGCUUCCAAGCACCCAGACCGCUCAGCAUUGAAAGUGCCCCUAUUGUCUGACAAGGGAACUUUCACAGGGUAUGAGACUCUUAGUUUCGCUCAGUUCUUGGGUGAUGUUGAGAACUCUGCUCGAUACUGGACUCGGGAGCUCUCUAAAAAAGGACUGAAGCAGGGUGAUGUUGUUGGGCUUUGGCUGAAGGGUCUUUCAUACCUCGACGGCCUUGUCAUUUGGGGGAUUUCCAGAACCGGGUUCACCCCCCAGAUAUUUUCAGUCAAACUGACCAGUGGCGAGGUCAUAGCUACCCUCCUUGGCGGUGCAGAUGCCAAAGCUUUCCUGGUAGAACCAAGCUGGGUAGAUAAAGCGAAGGUGAAUGUUCCAAUGAUCCCCAUCGUGGACACACGGUUCAUGGAUCUUGACCAUUUGCCACUCGCUCCCGUCUGGGUUCCAUCCAGUGAUAAAGAUAUUGUCACAAUUUACCACUCAUCGGGCUCAACUUCAGGAAUGCCGAAAUCGAUUCCUGUGACAGUUGGAUGGCUGGAAUUUUGUAUAAUCAAGAUGCAAGAACUUCUUCCACAGAAAGAGGAGACUGUCAUCGCGGCGAACGGAACCUUCGCCCACCCUGCUAUCUUCAUGGUCACGACCGGUGUUCAUGCCAGCGCAGGGUCAAUUAUCCUACCGAAGGAAAUGCCCUGCAGCUCGAGUGAAAUCAAAUUAAUGGUCAAGGAAUAUGGGCUGAGAAGCCUGUUCAUGUAUUCCUCGUACCUGGCCGAUAGACUGCGCGACGCCCACAGCGAUCCAGAAUUGCUCAGGGCUUUCCAAAGCCUUGAAGAUAUCAUGUUCGGUGGCCUUCCCCUUGAGCAAGAAGAGGCUUCUUGGGCUCGUGCCAAAGGGUUGAAGAUGAAGGAAGUGUUCGCCAGCACUGAACUCGGAGUUCUGAUGAGCUCUGUGGGAGGCAAUGGGCCGGAUUCAACCCUUCUUCAGCCAAUGAAAGGAACUUCUUACAAACUCUUACCAGUAAACAGCGGGAAUCUGAACAACACCGAAGUUUCCGCCAGUGAACAGUUACUAGAACUCGUCGUUUCUGCUGAAUCCCGAGACUGCCCUGUGCCUGCUCUACGCAACAAAGAAACUGGCAAUUUCCACACUGGUGACCUUUUUGUAGAGGCCAAGCCUGGCCUCUAUGAGUCUAGAGGUCGGAAUGAUGAUUGGAUCAAGAUGUCUUCUGCUCUCCGCUGCGACACGCUAGCGAUUGAACAGAAUAUCAUGGAGAAGUGUGCUUUUGAUCUGAUAGAUCGAGUGGUCGUGGUUGGAAGUGGCCGCCCCUCUCCGGCGGUGCUGGUCGAGCCCAAGGCCGAGCAAGCCGAUCCUCUCUCACUUAGCAAGGAGAUUCUUCGCCGUAUUACGCCUUUCCAUGAGAGAAGAUACAUGCAUGAAAGGAUUGACAAUGCUCGCUACGUCAUCAUUCUGCCCCAUGGUUCCUUGUCCAAAACGGCCAAGGGAAGCGUGCAAAGGAAACUCGUGGAAAAGACUUUCCAAACUCAGCUGGACCAGGUCUACGCUUCAGCUUGA